GAUCCACAGAGGAUUUCCGGCUCACUUGAAGGUGUGAUCAAUGGAGUUUCCAUCGACCAAGUCAUUCUGCACACAUUGGUCACCGCCACAGAUGGUCAUGCCUACACAGCGCUGUCGAAGAUUCCGUCAGAUCUCGGACAUCAGUUCCUUCUACUGAAUGCGAUUGGCUCUAUCAUGGGAUGGCUUUUUGCAGAUGUACAAUCGCAUACCGCUUACAACGGUUUCCAGUUGACCGGUAACCAUCUCAACCGUACCGUAACCCUUCAUAUCGGCGAUCGGUACCAUGUGUCAAUUCGGCAGCAGUUCAAUGGCAAAGACGCUUAUCACUAUCUAAAGGUCACGGUCUUCGUUUCUGGAACCUUGCCAGACAUUGCUCCUGGAACCGAGAUCGCAUUCCCGGACUACGAAGAGGAGUAUCGUCGUGAAAGACCGGGACUUAUUCGUUCUUACACUGGCAUGGACAUCCAGCUGAAAGAGCAUGGUCAGCCGAGAUCGAUGAGAAUGACUGUUGACCAACAAAUUCAGUAUGAGGAAUGCCCUCACCGA
This is a messenger RNA of Ostertagia ostertagi, 546 nucleotides long. The record is from the annotation of a GenBank genome assembly. NCBI's taxonomy places the organism in Eukaryota, Metazoa, Nematoda, Chromadorea, Rhabditida, Trichostrongylidae.